UUCCAUGAUGCUUCUCAGAUGAGGAUCUCAGCUCAUCCUUUCAUCCCCAUUCUUUCCUCCUUUGCUCCAAAUUCAAAAGAAGAGGGGGCACUUUUCCUCAGCAUUGUUAGUGCCUGUAAUUACUCAUACCCUAGAUCUUUUCUCCUUCUCUACCUGUACAAUCUAAUCUUUUCUCCUUCCUGCAAUUCCUCAAACAUUCGAAUUAAUCCUAAUCCUUUUCCUAAUCUUAAAUUUUUCUUUAUUUUACACCUCUCCUUCGGUCUACAAACAAGCCUGAAUCUCCAUUAGCCUUAAAAGACCUUCACCUUACACUGCUAUCCUCUCAAACUGCUCUCUGACAUCUUUUCUCUAACAACCAAACUCCUAGGGUAGAAAAAACAACUGCCUACACCACUACUUCCUUUGUCUUGUACACAGUAGGUGCUUUUUGUGUUGUACUGUGCUCUGUAAAUAUACUUUAGAUGGAUACUCUUUAAUAUAAAAAAAAAUGUCCAAAUCCCUGGAUCAUUCAGUUACAGAAGACUCCAGAUGGCAAAAAUCCAGUUUUAAAGUCUGAGAUCACCACCAUUUGAGUAACAGUAUAAAUAGGUUAGACUUAAUUUAGUAAUAUUUAGCACUUACCCUCUUCAAGCACUUUACAAUCGUUAAGUACUCAGUAUUGUUUCUUUGAAAGGGAGAGAAAUUUAGAAUCUUUUUUUUAGAUGAGAAAACAAAGCCCAGAGGUAUAGUUUGCACCUUAUAUAAUAUCAGACUUUUGAACCUGAUUAUCAUCUGAUUUUUUCUCCUGAACUGAAGUGAGGUAUCCACCUUGGUCAGAGAAGUGUCAGGGCUAACUUUUACAAAUUUUAAUUAUAACUAAAUUUUAGAUCCAGAAAGAGAUUUAGUUUAAGCCUCUCAUCAUAGGCAAAAAAAUUACUAAAUCAUGAAGGAAGGUUUUGAUUGACCUAAUGUCAAAUAGUUAAUGGCAACUCCUUCAACAAAACUAUUAUCUUCAUAUCCUUCCCUCAACACACUGCUGCUUCUGUCAGAGUGGACUUGGAAUAUAGAAGACUGAUCUUCCUGCAUUCAAAUGCAGCUUAAGACACUGGUUUUGUGACUCUGGGUAAGUCUCUUAACUUUGCCUCAUUUUCUCCUUUUGAAAAUGAGCUGGAGAAGGAAAUGGCAGUCUGUUAUGGUAUUUACCAAGGAAACCCCAAAAGGGGUCAUGGAGAGUCAGAUUUGACAGAAAAAUGACUAAAUAUUUUUGUGGAAGCAGUUUUUUGUGUGCUUUUCUGCCCCUUAAGCAUAAUUUCCCUUCAGGAAAGGUAGAAGACUUCUGGCAUCCAACAAAACAUUUACAAAUUCAAACAAGAGAGCCUUAUCCAGGACCUAUUCAGAAGGAAAUAAAUUUGAAAGCAAGCAACCAAAUUUCUAUCACUUUGGAUCUGAUUUUUUUUCUAUUCAGAUUGCUCAUAAUUCCUGUCUUCUCCAUUAUUCGACUUUUGGCCAUUUCACUAUUUGAAGAAAAAAAAAAACCCGAACCCAACAAUGGAAAGGACUUGAGACAAUACAUUUCUCAGUGGCAAUUUGUGUAUAUACAGAUUCAAGUGACCACUUGUUGCAGCUGUUUUGAAAAUGAAAUUCAUACUUCCCCAUUCCUUUACAACCUCUGGAAAGGGACUGGAUGGGAAAGUAAAAUAAUAACAUGGGGGGAUUACAUGUGGAUAAUUACUUAAGUACUUCUUGUUGCAUUUUACAUAGAGAAACUGAGACUCCCCAGUAAACUAGUGUUUCAGGAAGAUAUAGGUAUAAGGUAUUUAUUUCAGCAGCGACAUUUCCAGCUAGUCUGUGAAUCAGAUUGGGAUAAAGGUUCUUUAGACCUAUAAGAUUCUAAAUCUAUUAAAGAGGGAAGAAGAGGAUUAAAAAGGGAAAAGAAAUGUAUAGGAGGGAGUAGGAGAGAGUACAGGAUAGAGAGAAAGAAACUCCCUAAUUGCAAGACUUUCUGAGCAAGAUAUUUUUCCUCCCUUCCCAAGUUUGAAGGCUGUUGAAUAAUUCAUGAAAAGCGUGGAAAGGCUGAAUUUACCCUGGAUGAUGAAUAACUGGAGUGAGCUGAGUGGAAAGAGGCUGUAUCACAUCAGCCACCACUCUUGCUUCUCAGCCCAGCGUGCUCUACAAGCUCUGAUUUUGCUUUUCCAACAGGCUUCUACCCUCUGCUACUGUGACGGUGAGUGCUUGCUUCCCCGGUGGGUUUUUAGGCUGCUAAAAAGUCAGAUAGUCUUCCCUCUGACACUGCUGACAGCUGGUAAGCUCCUCCUUGCUUAUUACUGCUGCCGUUGCUGCCAAGCCUUGGACCAUGUGCCCAGUUCGUGAGGAUUGGGAAUGCUACUGGCACUGAUCCCAGUGGAGCUUCUCUGGUGGUGUUUUCCUGGGACUAUAGAUGCUGCUUUUGAGACAAGGUGCUUUGAGCAUCACUUCCUCUUCUACUGUAGCCAGGGUACUAGCUUGAGAGCAAGGUAUCUCCUGUUCCUCUAUCCCAUCUUCAAUACUCCUCCCGGACAUUUUUCCCAGCUGCGGUACACCUGCUGGCGCCUGGAAGUGGGUGUUCCAGCUGGCACCAUUUCCAUUUGGAAGGAGGGAGCGCAUUCCUGCUAUUGCUGCUGUCUGCCUCGUCCCUGCUGAAAACGGGGAUCGUUCCUGAAGCAAGUACCUGCUACCAGAAAUUAAACUCACCUGCUACAUCGGAGUUUCUCUGACCCUUCCCGACUCUUUCACCUCAGACCAUUUUUCCAUAGUCUUUUGCUUGGGAGGAGAGGGUGGAGUUCCACCUUUGUUGGCCCUAAGGGGCAGCUUUGGAGGUAAUGGAGCCCUCAGAAAGAAGUCAAAGUUAAAGUGCUGUGUGUGAAAGUGGAAGCCAGCAUGACCAACAGCUCCUCCACAUCCACCACCACUUCCAGUGCUGAGGGGUCGCUGCUACUGCUGUGCGAAGAGGAGGGCUCGUGGGCAGGCCGCCGGAUCCCCGUGUCCCUCCUCUACUCGGGCCUGGCCAUCGGGGGGACGCUGGCCAACGGCAUGGUCAUCUACCUGGUGUCGUCCUUCCGAAAGCUCCAGACCACCAGCAAUGCUUUCAUAGUGAACGGCUGUGCCGCUGACCUGAGCGUGUGCGCCCUUUGGAUGCCGCAAGAGGCAGUUCUGGGGUUACUCCCGAAUGCCUCACCCGAACCUCCAGGGGGGUGGGACGGCGCUGGGGGUAGCUACCGCCUGCUGCGGGGAGGGCUGCUGGGUCUUGGCCUCACCGUGUCUCUUUUGUCCCACUGCUUGGUAGCCCUGAACCGCUACCUGCUCAUCACGAGGGCACCAGUCACCUACCAGGUGCUGUACCAGCGGCGCCACACAGCAGGAAUGCUGGCACUGUCCUGGGCACUGGCUCUGGGGCUUGUGCUGCUGCUGCCACCCUGGGCAGCACCGCCCGGCAGGGUGCCCCCGGAGGUGCACUAUCCGGCGCUUCUGGCCGCCCUGGCAUUGCUGGUACAAACAGCGCUGCUGCUGCACUGCUACCUGGGCAUCGUGCGCCGGGUGCGGGUCAGCGUCAAGCGGGUCAGCGUGCUCAACUUCCACCUGCUGCACCAGUUGCCCGGCUGUGCCGCUGCCGCCGCCGCUUUCCCAAGCGCUCCCGGCCCCCCGCACCCGCACCCUGUGCCCCAAGCGGCCGCUGCAGCGGCUCAGCCUCUGCCGCCUACUCUGCAUCCUCGCCGGGCUCAGAGGCGCCUCAACGGGCUGUCAGUGCUCCUUCUCUGCUGCGUCUUCCUGCUGGCCACACAGCCCCUCGUCUGGGUGAGCCUAGCCAGCGGCUUCUCGCUGCCAGUCCCUUGGGGGCUGCAGGCGGCCAGUUGGCUCUUGUGCUGCUCUCUGUCCGCCCUCAACCCCCUGCUCUAUACCUGGAAGAACGAGGAGUUCCGCCGCUCGGUGCGCUCUGUACUCCCCGGCAUUGGGGACGCGGCGGCCGCUGCCGCCGCAGCCACUGCUGUACCAGCCGUGUCCCAAGCACAGCUGGGCACCCGGGCUGCUGGCCAGCACUGGUGACGUGGUUGCCAGGGCAGCCCAGGCGACCGAGAAGGAGAAGUUACCUGACUCCGGAUUCCCGGCCGUCCCCUCUUCCAAAGCAGCACCUCCAGGGAGGAAGAAGACUCAUGAAAUACACUGCAAUAAAGCUGGCAUGAGGAACUUCAUCCAGCUCUCCUCUUAGGGACAGCCAGAAUCUCUAUCUCCCUCACUCAGAACGGGAAAGGGAUGGGGUGGGGGUGGCCCAGGGAAAAGAAAACUGUCACUUUCUUCCCCAGAGUCAUUCAGUCCACUGACUGCUGGUACCUUCAGACUGCUGACAGGAGGAAACUUAGGACCCCAGAAGCUGGCAAUUUAAACGCACAUCGAACUUCAUUUGAAACCUUAAAAUGCUUACUAUAGCUUAACUCGCCUUUUCCCUUUGAAUCACUCACCGUGAUUAUUCUCCCCUUAAUUGUAUAAUAUUUUAUUAAAAGCCCUGGGUGUGCAUGGGGCAAAGAUUCUUUAUGCUAUGAUUUUUAGGACAUACCUGCUAACUUUGAUUUGGUCUCUGUUCUUUAUCCAAUAUAUAUUAUUAGCCCAAGUAGUGUAGUAGCAGAAUUUUGCAAAAUAUGAGUUAUCUUUAAGGUCCUUCCGCAAGCCUUUGCUUCAGAGAUGACAAAAUCAUUUCUGAAUGAGAUUCUCUCAGGGAGGAAAUUGAGAAUUCAUUAAGUCUUUUAUAUUCCUAGAUCUAAGAAGUGUCUUUGGAUACCACUUGAUAUUUGGCAGCCUGGGAGUUCACAGAAGGAGACAGCAGCAGUAGGGCAGUUGUGAAAACAAAAAAAUGAAGGGACAUUUUACUUUAGGAAAUGAUUUCAUGGUUUCUAUAGCAUGCCAACAUCUUGUAACUUCUAUUUGCCCUCCAAGUGUGAUUGCAGUUUUUUUUUAUUCUGUAAUUUAAUGGUUGCUAAGGAGAGUAAGAAUUUCUGUUGUAUGCUUAACAUUAAAAAUAUCUCAAUGCACAUUAAACACUCAUAGUACAAUGACUUCAUAGCUAAACUUAGCAGCUAUUGCAUGCUCCUAAGUGUUAGAACCUAUGGAGAGUACAGGUAGUAGAUGAAGGCUAUGCCCAAUUAGCCAUGAGCCACUGGACAUUCUACUUCUUCAGGGAGAAGUGGCCUUUCCUUAAGGACUUCAAUCAAAAAGCUUUACCUCUAGUUAUAUAGGGCUCUUCUUAUUCUUUCUUGACUCAAAAGAAAAAUUCUAGUUUAAUAUUUGUAGACAGAAUAGCUGGCAAGAUGAACCAAUAACAUGAUUUGGUUUGUGCAAAGUUAUCUAUGUGGUUAGGGUUUAGAAUACCAGACAAUAGCACGUUGAUGUCGGUUUCAAUUUAGUACUUCUAGUAACAUUGUUCAUAUGUAUAUGAGGACUUUAAUAUGGAGAAUAUAAAAUGCAAAUGCAAAUUGAAAUAGUGUCUACAAGUUAUAAUUUAAGCAAAUCUUCUAUUUGUUAAAUUAUUUUAAAAUGGCCACUCGCUAUGUAAGAGCAAAUAAAAUCAUUCUUGGGGAUCAAAAUGGAAAGUCAUGCUUCUAAUUUAUUUUUUGUUUUAAAAGUAAUACUAUAUCAGUAUUUGGAAAGCCAGUUACAGCAAGUCUAGCCCCACAGCAAUCAUGACUCUCCUACUAAUACAAAACAAAAUGCUUUGGUGUCAUUUAUGAGGGCUCUAAGCCCUGCACAGCAUCUGCUUCCACUGCCUUCAUGGCUGUUGGAAUCAAUUGUUCUCAUCAUAUGCCUGAGGUAGACACCACUCUUACUCACCAAUGGGUUCAAGUUCUCUAUUGGUUUAGCUCACAGUUUACUGGGGUGUGGAGCUCUUAGAGCUUGGUUCGACACAGAUGAUGCCAAGAUCUUUUACUGCAUCCUGAGCCACCACCAGUUGUCUUGACUUUUGUCUUGUUACUGGACUUUGAUGACUCUGGAAGAGAGAGUGAAGCCAAUGACUUUGUGUAAUUCAGUCUCAUUUAAAUCAAUUUUUGGGUGAGGCAAAAGACAUCACCAGUGAUGUCAUUUUGGUCCUCUUCCAGUACAAAGGGAAAAACCAACCAAUAUAUGGGGGGUAUAGAGGUAUCUUAGACAAGUGACUAACCAAUUAGAAACCAGGCUUAGUUUCAAUCUACUGUAUUAACUUCCUGGUGGAACUGUUAUUAGUUACCUUCACUAUGGCAUCACUUUCCCUAGGCAUGGACUUCCAAAUGUAUGAGGGUUUUGUCUGAAUUAAUGGAGUAAUUAUGACUGUUCACACAACUGUAUAACAGUUCUUUGAUACUUUAGUAGAUCAGUUAUAGAACCUCAUUGUUGUGUACACUUCCUUUGUGGAUGCAACUUACACCCUCCCAUAUCUUUGAAGCUCUUGUCUCCUAUCCUCCCAUAAAUACUCCAAAGGGGUCCUACCAUAUAUCUUACAGGGAUACUAGUACAUGUGUUUUUUCAUGUAGAAAAGCUGUUCAAAUUAUAAAUACUGACUUUUGUGGCUAGGGAUAUUAUGAUAGUUUUUGAAAGAACUGAUUUAUAGGGAAGAAUAUAUAGCUCAGAUGUUUUAAACGAGGUCUGUACCCCAAAGAUGCAUUAAAAGAGUCAGUUGAUCAGCAUUUCAUUGGUCUAGUGAUCUUGUGCAUGCAUCAGUUUUCUAAGGUAUCACAUUUUCUCAUUUAAAAUAUUUGAUUAAAGUUCAGACCACAA
This is a messenger RNA of Monodelphis domestica (gray short-tailed opossum), 6756 nucleotides long. RefSeq names its product G protein-coupled receptor 88 (gene GPR88). The record is from RefSeq and is a predicted model, not a curated record. Gene Ontology annotation, cellular component: membrane. Gene Ontology annotation, molecular function: G protein-coupled receptor activity. NCBI's taxonomy places the organism in Eukaryota, Metazoa, Chordata, Mammalia, Didelphimorphia, Didelphidae. Gene Ontology annotation, biological process: G protein-coupled receptor signaling pathway.